AUGUCGACGUGCUUGCUGAAGGUCAGUGAAGAUGACAUCUUCAACACGGUGUUAUUCGUGUUCAAGCACGACCGUGCCUACGACAUACGGACAACAGUAGACGAACAGGGUGCCCGGACAGUGUCGAUUGUGUGCAGGGCCGGCGAGAAAGAGUCCCUGGGCAGGAUUGAUUGGCGAGAGAAAGCCUUCAUGGUCUAUGGGAUUGAGGUCCCAUGGAGAUGCUCGAAGCGGAAGGAGUCCACGCUUGGUUCCUCGCGAAAUUGGAGAUGGGGCAAGAAGGAGUAUCUCGUCACCGGAGAUGGCAAGAGAACAGUGAACGCGAUAGACGUCAAGGACGACAGUGUCGCAGGAACAUACGCGCCACCUCAAAGACAUUUGUUCCGUCAAAACGAGUCAGCACGGAUCGAGACGGCCUACACCGCCUACGACGAACAGACUGUCUUCCUCCUCUUGGUCAUUCUGCACAACCUAUCGAAGCGAUGA
Molecule: messenger RNA, 483 nt
Organism: Schizophyllum commune H4-8
Lineage: Eukaryota; Fungi; Basidiomycota; Agaricomycetes; Agaricales; Schizophyllaceae
Exons: 3
Coding region: 1-483 (160 amino acids)
Source: RefSeq, a predicted model, not a curated record